Molecule: messenger RNA, 471 nt
Organism: Durusdinium trenchii
Lineage: Eukaryota; Dinophyceae; Suessiales; Symbiodiniaceae
Source: the annotation of a GenBank genome assembly
AUGGUCACCCGCUGCUGCAUUAUGAUUUACAUGUGCUGCGUCUUGAAGAUACCUUUCAUCUUAGAGCAGCCAAUGAGUUCACUUCUCCAAUACCAUCCGGAUUUCCAGAGACUUUGCCGGAGCUUUACCAUCUAUAAAGUCUUCAUUUGGAUUGGCUCUUAUGGUGGAAGCUGCCCAAAGGGAACCUUCCUCUACACGAACUACCGCUGGGUGCAAGAGCUCUACCUCCCUUUGCCCAAAGACAGGGAGUGGGAUGAAGAUGUUUCGAUCAAGUACAUUGACUCCCAGGGAAACCACCGUGUGCAGGGUGGGCCAGCUUUGAAAGCUACACAGCAUUACCCAGCUCUAUUUGGCCACUCCGUGGCGCAGCUGUGGGAGAGGAAUCGCGCUAACAUCAAGCGCUGUGUGCAACAUGCAGCGAAGCUUAUCAGCGCUUACAAUGCAGGCGCAUGCGUGUGCACUGGAAGGUGA